AUGCCAACGAGUGAAGUGCAUUAUUCAGAACCACCAUCAGAGAGUUCACGUGCAGAAACUUUUUACAUAGAUGAAGACUUGUCAACGAGUGACACACAAUAUCCGGAACCAUCAUCUGAGGGUACUCGCGCAGAAACUUUUUACGCAGAUGAAGACCUGUCAACGGGUGAAACACACUAUUCAGAACCACCAUCCGACAGUACACACGCAGAAACUUUUUACAUAGAUGAAGACUUGUCAACGAAUGAAACACAAUUUUCAGAACCACCAUCCGAGAGUACAAGCGCAGAAACUUUUUACAUAGAUGAAGAUUUGUCAACGAGUCAAACACAGUAUCCGGAACCACCAUAUGAGGGCACACGCACAGAAACUUUUUACAUAGAUGAAGACUUGUCAACGAGUGAAACGCAAUAUUCAGAACCCCCAUCCGAGAGUACACGGGCAGAAACGUUUUACAUAGGUGAAGACUUGACAACGAGUGAAACCCCAUAUUCAGAACAACCAUUGUUUGGUACAGGCGUCCAGACUUUUUACAUAGGCAUUGACUUGACUUGUCCAGCUUGGUCGACCCAGACAAAGGCCGCUAUCUCCGAUAGCAAUAUUCAAGAUAUUAUUCGUGAUGACAGCACUUCUUCAGUUCCGAGAGCAGACACCAGCGAUACGUCAGAAUAUAUCACGCUAGAUGUCACGUCCCAUGGGGAACCCUCAUAUUCCACGUCGACAGAACUUCUCAGUCAUGGUGAAUAUCCUACAACAGAGGCGAUAACUACAGAUACGUACGACACAGAACAAUCAGGUGAACCGUUAACGGUAGUUACUGAUGGCAAUGGGCUACAGACGAAUCCUUCUUCAGUAACAGUCUCUACGACUAUCGAGGAAACUCAUACUUCUAGCAUGCGAACAAUGACGACUCUUUAUUCAGUUCAAUCAACUGAGUACAACUUACUUGGGGAGGCAAUUACUGUAGCUCCUAGUGAUUCCCAAAGCACUACUGUCACUGACUUUGCAACAUCAAACGUUUCCCAGUUCACCAUCGAGCCUAGUACACUACCAUCUAGUGCUUCCCAAAUAACUCAAGAGUCGACUAUCGUAAAUCAAGAAUUCACCAUCGAAACUGGUACAGUAGCACCUGAUAAUUUACAAACAACCGCAGAGUUGGCUGUAGUAAAUCGUGAUUUCGACACUGAUUGCCCGAGUACUAACGCUUGCGACGUUGACACGCAGAUUUCAGUAUCGAAUGUACCACAAUCCCAAGAGUCGACUAUGAUACAUCAAGAUCGCACUGAUUGGUCGGGUCCUACUGCCCGGAAUACUGACACUGAGGUUUCAAAUAUGAAUGUGCCACAAUUCAGCAGCAAGACUCUGCAUGCCAGAACCGAAGAUAUCAUUCUUGCUUCUUCGACAAACGGAAGUCCUGUUUCAGAUUCACUACCAUCACCUGGAAUAGCCAGUUCAUCUUCAAAAUCGCCGCUUUCAACACCGUCAGCUCACGAAGUAGCUUAUACUACACGUUAUGAGGUUCAUUCAGUGUCACUUGAUGGGCCGCAGCGGGGCUCCGUCAGUGAUUGGCCAGUCCCAACUGCUGCCUACAGUGGCACCAAAUACUCAUCGUCGGAUGUGCCGCAACUCGGCGGCAAGACUGUGGCUAGAACUUCUACUUCGAGAAGCCCUGGAUCAGUACCACUUGCAACAACAGUCCGGUGUCCGACUGCCGGGACCGAGCACACUAAACAAAGGACGUGCAAAAGGCUGGUGAAAACAUCUCCAGGAGACCCAGCCGGCGCUGACUGCCUUACGCCGGCUUUGACACUGCGCCGUACUUUGCGUCGACGUCUGAAGAUCACAAGUCCUCCAGCUGCCUGA
This is a messenger RNA of Schistocerca nitens (vagrant locust), 1863 nucleotides long. RefSeq lists its product as uncharacterized. The transcript has a single exon. Lineage: Eukaryota; Metazoa; Arthropoda; Insecta; Orthoptera; Acrididae. The coding region runs from base 1 to 1863 and encodes 620 amino acids. The record is from RefSeq and is a predicted model, not a curated record.